CGUCUUCUUUGCAUGCAUACCCAAGCCACCAUGUAUAGACUGGGCAAAUUUUCUUUUUCUUUUGAUGCUUGAUUGUAUGUGUAUAUGAUACCUUGGAUCUGGGGUCGAGCCGACAGGUGGCUCGCUGAUCUUUUCUUGUUCUAUUCUCAUGAUGUAUCUACCACCAUUAUUUAUGAACAAUUCUUUUUUUUUGAUUUUCUGACAGUAGUAUCUCCGAAUUUGUCAGAUUGUCAGACUGUCGAAAGUCGCCGCGAGCGAUGGACAAAAUCUCCCAAUGCGCGUGUCAUGUGAGCCAAGGUGUGUGGUGUGUUCCUUUGUCCGUUGCCCGAGACCAGGAGACCAGUUUUGGGAAUAUGAAUCUCUGCUUGGCCUCGUCAGUGUCCGUCGCCAUGAAACAAAGGAAUUCCGUCCCAUGCGCAUCGGACCUCGUGUUCUGGUGCUGACAACGCCCCAGCAGCCGUUCCCCACAGCACAGUACAGUACUUAUUGCUACCACAGCCCCGGGAGGAUUCUCACAUGCAUGAGAGGGUUGCGCCGUGUGUUAUAUCUCCUGUCUUCACACUGCAUUAACUUCUGCGUGUUACUGUUUCUGCCAAGUGAAGUGAUUACUUGGCCGCGACAGUAUCCAAGCCUGUCUAAGGGCUGGAUACUAGCUACAAACCUGAUUGCAUCCCACCUAGACUGUUCACACAACCCAUCCGAUAUCACCAAGCCCACCCCAACAACAAACAGCCCACCUUAACUGUUAACAUCUUCUCCACGAACCCUUAACCAAGGACCUCUCACCUAAACCAUCACAAGUAAGUCUUCCGCCUCCCCUUCCCCUUCCACCCCCUCCUCACUCAACACCCCCCUUCAACAACCCAACCCAACCCAACCCUA
This is a messenger RNA of Aspergillus brunneoviolaceus CBS 621.78, 882 nucleotides long. RefSeq lists its product as uncharacterized. The transcript has a single exon. The record is from RefSeq and is a predicted model, not a curated record. Bases 275 to 742 code for a protein of 155 amino acids. NCBI's taxonomy places the organism in Eukaryota, Fungi, Ascomycota, Eurotiomycetes, Eurotiales, Aspergillaceae.